Messenger RNA from Leopardus geoffroyi (Geoffroy's cat), 2105 nucleotides. It is a transcript of the gene NCF2, whose product is annotated as neutrophil cytosolic factor 2. Gene Ontology annotation, molecular function: superoxide-generating NADPH oxidase activator activity; protein binding. Lineage: Eukaryota; Metazoa; Chordata; Mammalia; Carnivora; Felidae. The transcript is spliced from 16 exons. Gene Ontology annotation, biological process: superoxide anion generation; phagocytosis; respiratory burst. The coding region runs from base 217 to 1860 and encodes 547 amino acids. The record is from RefSeq and is a predicted model, not a curated record. Gene Ontology annotation, cellular component: NADPH oxidase complex.
UUCCUUUUCUCUCACGUUAGGAUUGUGCGUCAGUUGCCAAAAGGUGGGGACAUUUCCUGAACCUUUGCAACACUGAGAGGUUGUCUUCAGGGAGCACAUUCUGAGCACCGCAACAGGCAAGCGAGGGUCUGGGAGCGGCCCCGCUGAGGGAAACACCAGCUUGCCCUCUCCCUGUCCCCUGGCAGCCCCCCCAAGCCCCCUGGCCUGCGCCUGACCAUGUCCCUGGCUGAGGCCAUCAGCCUCUGGAAUGAAGGGGUGCUGGCAGCUGACAAGAAGGAUUGGAAGGGAGCCCUGGACGCCUUCACUGCAGUCCAGGACCCCCACUCCAGGAUUUGCUUCAACAUCGGCUGCAUGCACACAAUCCUGGACAACAUGCCCGAGGCGGAGAAGGCCUUCACCAGAAGCAUUAACCGAGACAAGCACUUGGCAGUGGCCUACUUCCAAAGAGGGAUGCUCUAUUACCGGAUAGAGAAAUAUGAUUCAGCUAUCAAAGACCUUAAAGAGGCCUUGACUCAGCUUCGAGGGAAUCAGCUGAUAGACUACAAGAUUCUGGGGCUGCAGUUCAAGCUGUUUGCCUGUGAGGUGUUAUAUAAUGUUGCUUUAAUGUAUGCCAAGAAGGAGGAGUGGAAAAAGGCUGAGGAACAUUUAGCUUUGGCCAUGAGCAUGAAGUCUGAGCCGAGACAUUCUAAAAUUGACAAAGCCAUGGAAUGUGUUUGGAAACAGAAGCUGUAUGAGCCUGUGGUGAUCCCUGUGGGCAGGCUGUUUCGACCAAACGAGAGGCAAGUGGCUCAGCUGGCCAAGAAGGAUUACCUCGGCAAGGCGACAGUGGUGGCAUCUGUGGUGGAUCAAGACAGUUUCUCGGGGUUUGCCCCUCUGCAGCCACAGGCAGCUGAACCUCCACCCAGACCCAAAACCCCAGAGAUCUUCAGGGCUCUGGAAGGGGAAGCCCACCGUGUGCUGUUUGGGUUUGUGCCUGAGACCGCAGAAGAGCUGCAGGUCAUGCCAGGGAACAUCGUUUUUGUCUUGAAGAAGGGCAAUGAUAACUGGGCUACGGUCAUGUUCAACGGACAGAAGGGGCUCGUUCCCUGCAACUACCUUGAACCACUUGAGCUGCGGAUCCAUGCUCAGCAGCAGCCCCAGGAGGAAGCCUCCCCAGAUUCUGAUAUCCCAGCUCCUCCCAGUUCUCAUGCUCCCGGAAGACCCCAGUUGCCACCAGGUCAAAAAGAAAAAGAAGAGUCCAAGGAAGUAAAGCUCAGCAUUCCCAUGCCCUACACGCUCAAGGUGCACUUCAAGUACACGGUGGUCAUGGAGACGCAGCCCGGGCUCCCCUACAGCCAGGUCCGGGACAUGGUGUCUAAGAAACUGGAGCUCCUGCCGGAGCACACUCGGCUGAGCUACCGGCCUCGGGACAGCAAUGAGCUGGUGCCCCUCUCGGAAGAGAACAUGAAGGCUGCCUGGGCCCAGGUGAAAAACUACAGCCUGACUGUGUGGUGUGAGAACACAGUGUCCCCGAAACUCUCAGAGGAACCAUCAUCCCAUCUUAUAAUGGAGGAGAUAAGGCAAAGAGAGGGUGACCAAGGCUUUCCUGACGAACCCAAGGAAAGUGAAAAAUCUGAAGCUAAUAACCAGACAACAGAACCUCAGCUUAAGGAAGGAGGCCAAGUGGUAGCACUCUUCAGUUAUGAGGCUACCCAGCCAGAAGACCUGGAGUUUCAGGAAGGGGACAUAAUCCAGGUUAUAUCAAUGGUGAAUGAAGACUGGCUGGAAGGGGAGUGCAAAGGGAAGAUUGGCAUUUUCCCCAAAGCUUUUGUUGAAGAACACGCAACUACGGACAUGGAAAGCUCUCCUAGAGGAGUCUAGGAUGUUCUAUAACCUACAAAGUUGGAGAAAAGGAACUACUACAGUUUGCAAAGUUUAGCAUGCCUCUGUAGAACACUGAACUGAGACAUUACUGUUUGGAAGUGUUAACUAAUCUACUGUUCCCACUGAAAAUUUAACCUAUUAGACAAUGAUGUGAGAACUUAUCGUGAUGAUAACCCAGGGGUGGGGGGGGGGGGUGGGCUGGGGUAGAGUGAGUAGAAACGUCUGGAAGGGUAUGAGGUGUG